GACAGUCGGAGCUCUGCGCGCACCGGAGCAGACAGAAACCGGAGAAACAGCGUCGAGAGGGAGACAGCAGGACUCUGUUCAGUCCUUCAGGUGGAUCUAGAGGAUCACACAGUCCGGAUCCUGGUCCAGACCAGACCCCCUCAGCAGAUUACCGGUUAGUCAGUGCUCAAGGUGUUCCGGCUGGAUUAACUCUGAGAGGAGACGCACCAGAGUCCACAGCAACAAUCAGGAUUAUAAUUGUUUGAGGAGCUGCUGGUUGGUUCUCCUCAGACCUUCUCUGCACCGGGACCUGGACCUGGACCCGGACCUGGACCUGGACAGGCUGACAGCAGCGGACCGACUCCGUGUGGAGACACUUUGCUGAGGAGGGAAGAGAGAAUCGUGAGCAGAUAAAAUGCCUCUCGCUCAGAUCGCGGAGCCAUGGCCCACCAUGGAGCUGGUCCAGCUGGAGACCGAGAACGGACAGAGCACCGCUGAGGACGGAGUCACGCCUGCUGUCAAGGAAGAUGGAGAGAUCAAGGAGAUCAACAUCACCCACGUGGUCAAAGAGGGCUCGGAGAAGGCCGAUGCCUCCCAGUUUGAACUGCUCAAAGUGUUGGGACAGGGAUCCUUCGGCAAGGUGUUCCUGGUGCGGAAGGUGACUCCUCCUGAUGCCAACCAGCUGUAUGCCAUGAAGGUCCUCAAGAAGGCAACACUGAAAGUGAGAGACCGCGUGAGGACCAAGAUGGAGAGAGACAUCCUGGCCGACGUCAACCACCCGUUCGUUGUCAAACUGCAUUACGCGUUCCAGACUGAAGGGAAGCUCUACUUGAUCCUGGACUUCCUCAGAGGAGGAGAUCUCUUCACCAGACUCUCCAAAGAGGUGAUGUUCACAGAGGAGGAUGUGAAGUUUUAUCUAGCAGAGCUGGCGUUAGGCCUGGACCACCUCCACGGCCUGGGGAUCAUCUACAGGGACCUCAAACCUGAGAAUAUUCUCCUGGAUGAAGAGGGACACAUCAAACUCACAGAUUUCGGUCUUUGUAAAGAAGCCAUCGAUCAUGAGAAGAAGGCGUAUUCCUUCUGUGGUACUGUGGAGUACAUGGCUCCAGAGGUGGUGAACAGGCAGGGACACGACCACAGCGCCGACUGGUGGUCGUUCGGAGUACUGAUGUUUGAGAUGCUGACUGGAGCGCUGCCGUUUCAAGGGAAGGACCGCAAAGAAACCAUGAACCUGAUUCUGAAGGCCCGUCUGGGGAUGCCUCAGUUCCUGAGUGCCGAGGCCCAGUCUCUGCUCCGAGCUCUGUUCAAGAGGAACCCGUCCAACAGGCUGGGAUCUGGUGCUGACGGUGCCGAGGAGAUCAAACGCCACGGCUUCUUCUCCACCAUAGACUGGAACAAACUCUUCAGAAGAGAAAUGAAACCUCCCUUCAGACCGGCGGUGGCUCGUCCUGACGACACUUUCUACUUCGACUCGGAGUUCACCUCCCGCACCCCCAAAGACUCCCCCGGCGUGCCCCCCAGCGCCGGAGCCCACCAGCUCUUCAGAGGCUUCAGCUUCAUCGCCUCCACUCUGUUGGAUGAAGAAGGUUCGCUGGAGUCGGUGAAGCCCCCGCCCCACCCAGUGGUCCAGCAGCUACAUGGGAAGAACCUGCUGUUCAGCGACGGCUACGUCCUGAAGGAGGACAUCGGCAUGGGCUCCUUCUCCGUCUGCAAACGCUGCGUCCACAAAACCACCAACACAGAGUACGCCGUCAAGAUGAUUGAUAAGACCAGCACAGACCCGUCUGAAGAGAUCGAGAUCCUGCUGCGAUAUGGACAGCACCCCAACAUCAUCACACUGAAGGACGUGUAUGACAACGGGAAGCAGGUGUUCAUGGUGACGGAGCUGAUGCGUGGAGGAGAGCUGCUGGACCGAAUCCUCAAACAGAAGUUCUUCUCCGAGAGAGAGGCCAGCGCCGUGCUGCACACCAUCACCAGGACCGUCGAGUACCUGCACUCUCAGGGGGUGGUGCACAGAGACCUGAAGCCCAGUAACAUCCUGUAUGUGGACGAGUCGGGGAACCCCGAGUCCAUCAGGAUCUGUGACUUUGGUUUCGCCAAGCAGCUUCGUGCCAACAACGGGCUGCUGAUGACGCCCUGCUACACCGCCAACUUCGUGGCUCCUGAGGUGUUGAAGCGCCAGGGCUACGAUGAGGGAUGUGAUAUCUGGAGUCUGGGCGUUCUGCUCUACACCAUGCUGGCUGGGUUUACUCCGUUUGCCAACGGACCUGAGGACACGCCCAACGAGAUCCUGAACCGGAUAGGCAACGGGAGCUUCAGUCUGACUGGAGGAAACUGGGACACGGUGUCUGAGGCUGCCAAGGACCUUGUGUCCAAGAUGCUCCACGUGGACCCCCACCAGAGACUGACCGCCCGGCAGGUCCUCAAACACCCCUGGAUCGUCCAGAGAGACAAGCUGCCCAACAGCCAGCUGCCACACCAGGACCCCAAGCUGGUCAAGGGAGCGAUGGCGGCCACGUACUCUGCCCUGAAGAACUCCCAGCCCACUCCGGAGCUCAAACCCAUCGAGAGCUCCUUCUUAGCUCAGCGCCGCGUCAAGAAGCUGCCCUCCACCUCCCUGUAGAGACUCAGAACCUCCUCCUGGCUCCCACCACCCAGUCAGCUUCACGGGGAUCAGAGUCCCCUCGACCAGCCAAGGACUGUGGUCCCGCCCCCAUCACGCCUCAUCAGCUACCAUCCUCCUAUUGGCCGCCAGCUGCUGCUGCUGCUGGGCUCUGCUCCACCGGCUCAAAGAUCCUGGAGAUACAUGGAUGGAUGGAUGGAUGGGUGGAUGGAUGGAUGGAUAAUGGA
Molecule: messenger RNA, 2829 nt
Organism: Centropristis striata (black sea bass)
Lineage: Eukaryota; Metazoa; Chordata; Actinopteri; Perciformes; Serranidae
Gene: rps6ka1
Product: ribosomal protein S6 kinase a, polypeptide 1
Exons: 22
Coding region: 395-2602 (735 amino acids)
Biological process (GO): protein phosphorylation; intracellular signal transduction; positive regulation of DNA-templated transcription
Molecular function (GO): magnesium ion binding; ribosomal protein S6 kinase activity; ATP binding
Source: RefSeq, a predicted model, not a curated record